This is a messenger RNA of Toxorhynchites rutilus septentrionalis, 9278 nucleotides long. It is a transcript of the gene Myo81F, whose product is annotated as unconventional myosin heavy chain 6. The transcript has 17 exons. Gene Ontology annotation, molecular function: protein binding; ATP binding; cytoskeletal motor activity. The record is from RefSeq and is a predicted model, not a curated record. Gene Ontology annotation, biological process: signal transduction. NCBI's taxonomy places the organism in Eukaryota, Metazoa, Arthropoda, Insecta, Diptera, Culicidae. Bases 16 to 7272 code for a protein of 2418 amino acids. Gene Ontology annotation, cellular component: myosin complex; cytoskeleton.
AGGAGGAAGCAAUAAAUGCGCAACACAAAGUGUCGUCGUCGCUUGUUCUGGACGGUCGGCCGCGUUGGUUCAACACCGGACAAAGGCGUCCCCGACAUGACCUGCAUCUCGGACAUCGAUGAGAACGGAAUCAAUCGGAAUCUGAAAGUUCGCUACGAGCGCGAUCAGAUAUAUACUUACACAGGCUCGAUUCUAGUCGCCGUCAAUCCGUACAAGGAAAUUGAGUGCUACACGCAGGAAUUCGUUUCCAGGUAUCACGGAAAGAAACUUGGUCACCUGGAACCACACGUAUUCGCCCUCGCCGAGGCAGCCUAUCGAAAUAUACGGGAUAAUAACACAAAUCAGUCAUGCGUCAUAUCGGGCGAAUCGGGCGCGGGCAAGACAGAAACGACCAAGUUCAUCCUGCAGUAUCUCUGUUCGGUCACGUGUGACGUAUCCACCUGGGUCCAACAGCAAAUUCUCGAGGCGAACACAAUCCUGGAGGCGUUCGGCAAUGCCAAAACCAUCCGCAACGACAAUAGCUCCCGCUUCGGGAAGUUUAUGCAGGUCUGCUUCGACUCGAAGUGGUGCAUCAAGGGUUGCAUCAUCCAGGACUACCUGCUCGAGCAGUCGCGGAUAACGUUCCAGAGUCCGGGCGAGCGGAAUUACCACGUCCUGUACCAGUUGGUGGCCGAGGGCAGGAAUAACAAGGAACUGGCCGCGUCGCUGCAGCUGCGAGAUGCUUCCUUCUAUCGGUAUCUGAACUCGGCCGGAUCCUCGGCUAGCAUGGAUUAUGCGGCCGAAUCCAAACGGCUGGAAGCACUGCGGCUGGCGUUCAACGUGCUCCAAAUUUCGCAACCGCUGAUCGAGGGGAUCUUCAGGGUGCUUAGUGCCAUAUUAUGGUUAGGUAAUUUAAAUUUCGACGACAUCGAUGGCGAACGGUGUCAGCUGGCGGAAGGCGAUCGGGUAAUUGUUUCGAUCGUGGCGGAGCUGCUGGGUCUUCAGGAUACCGAUCUGGAGCAGGUGCUGCUGACGCGACAGAUAAACGUUCGAGGGAACAUUACGGAGAUCCCACUGAAGCUGCAGGAGGCACGCGAGAAUCGCCAUGCCAUGGCGAAGGCGUUGUACUCGCGGACGUUCGCGUGGUUGAUAAGUCACAUCAACACCUGCAUCAAUCCGGGCCAGGAUGCGUAUCGGUUUUUGGGGGUGUUGGAUAUUUUCGGGUUCGAGAACUUCAACACAAACUCGUUCGAGCAGUUGUGCAUUAACUAUACCAAUGAGAAGCUUCACAAAUUCUUCAACCAUUACGUGUUCGCUCUGGAGCAGGAUAUUUAUCGUCAGGAAGAGAUCAAGUUUGAUCACAUCCAAUUCACUGACAAUACGCAGUGUUUGGAGCUGAUUGAGAAACCACCGCGCUGUAUUCUGAAGCUUCUGACCGAACAGUGUCAUAUGCCAAAGGGUUCGGAUAUAGCCUAUCUGACAAAUUUGCACGGUGAGUUCGAGAGUCAUCCACGGUACGUGAAGGGCCAGGACCGGAGGCAUUGGGAGCUGGAAUUCGGCAUCCGACACUAUGCCGGCUGCGUAAGCUAUACCGUUAAAGGCUUCGUGGAUAAAAAUCGGGACGUUCAGCAGGAUGUGCUGUUCGAUCACAUGAGCAGGAGUUCGAAUACGUUCGUUCAGGAGAUUGCUUCGUUCCAGGACCUGCUGUCGAUUCAACAGGUGCAGACUGCUUCGACGGUGGGAACUGUGUCGAGGGGAACUUCCAAGGGAAAGCUAACGGUGAGCGAUACCUUCCGGCAGCAGCUGCAGGCACUAGUGGAUGUCUUGCAGAGCACAAAUCCAUGGUACGUGCGGUGUAUCAAACCAAACGUGCAGAAACUGCCCAAUGAUUACGACGACCAACUGGUUCUGGAUCAGCUUAGAUACCUUGGAAUGCUGGACAUUAUCCGCAUACGGCGGGAGGGAUUCCCGGUGCAUUUGACCUUCGAUGACUUCGUCCAACGCUACCAGUGUUUGACGAAGCGCUUCCGUAAUCUCUCCAGCAAGGAUCAAGCGCUGGCCGUGAUAAAGGAAUUGAACGUUCCGGCCACCGAGUGGCAAACUGGCAAAACCAAGGUUUUCCUGCGAAGUGUGGUCCACGAGCCACUGGAGGACGCACGUAAACAGGUGAUCAACUCGAAGGCUUUGACCAUUCAGCGGAACUGGAAGCGGUUCAGUCAGCAGCGAAACUAUCGGAGGAUUUUUGCCGCAGCUCUAGCGAUUCAGCACGCGUACAAGGGCUGGAAGUUGCGGAUCGAUUUCCUUCGGAAACGGCGAGCCGCGAUCGUCAUACAGAGCCAUCUGCGGGGAGUGUUCGCCCGGGAGGUGGCUGCGGCGCUUCGCGAAAUGCGCCGGGUAGACGAGGAGAUGCGAAAACGAGAGCGAAUGGAGGCCGAGCGAAAGGAACGCGAAGCGGCACAAGCUGAAGCCGAUCGGAAGGCACUGGAGGAGAGCGAAAGCAUGCCUAAUAGUAGUGAUGGACACAGUGUUGCUAUCUCUGAAUCGGGGGUCGCUAAGCAGGAGAUCCUCGCGCUGACACAAAUGGCCGAGCAAAUUAACUCGAAACUGCACUCCCAACAGCAACAGCAUGCCGCCAAUAAUAACAGUAUCAACAACAACAACAAUAACACCGCAGCCACUGGGGGCGAGCCAAAGAUCAACGGAAACGCGAUCGCUUGCGGUGCGUCGGGGGACGAUUCGGCUCCGGUCCCGGCUGGAAUCGCCUCCGCUAAUCAUGCUCACCAGCAGAGUAACGAGUCGGUUGAUCUUGACAAUCUGUUCGCUUUCCUCAGCGAGGUGCAACCGACGGGCAAUUCGAACGCGAUCAUUGACGAAAUCGGCGAGAAGAUGGACAAUCUGGUGGAGGAUCUGGACGUGGAGCUGGAGUCGGUCAUUCAGCAGGAAAUUGAGGGAUUGACGUGCGAAAGAAACAAUAAUGUCAGUGGUAAAGGCGCGCCGCCGCUGGUCAACGGAAACGGACCGAUCAAUAUUAACAGCAUAAACAAUAACAAUAGCAGCACCGUCGUAAGCAACAAACCGACCACACCGAAGCCGAUGGGAAUCCCAUCUCUGCCGGAGCCCACCAUGCCGCCGCCACCGAUUCCGACCGAGAACAACAACGGUUCCUUGCCGACGACAUUACCUCCACUCAAGUCGUUGGAUCAAAUCAAAAACCACAAGGACGAACCGAUCUACGAGGCGGUCAUCCACCUCAAAGAGCUUCCCCCACCGCCGGAGAUUCUCGAGAAAGUACCACCGGUUCCCCAGCAUCAACAACCACAAAUCCUUCAUCUGAAUCACCACAAUGGCCCAGCAGUUCAACCGCCACAGCCAGCGUCGCAGCAACAACAACAACAACCGCAGCAGCUACCUUCACAGCAGAACAGCUUGCUAGCCCAUCAGCAUGGUCUGCAGCAACAGCUGCACCAGCAGAUGCAAGCUAAUCACGUUCCUCCACCACCACCGCACGCCCACGGAUUGAUCCAUCAGCCGCAGCACCUGGAGAACGGCGGGAAUCAUAAGCUUCGCCCGAAAAGUCCAGCGGUCAUACGCUCUGCAAGCCCGGUGCAACGGGGCGGUACUGGUGGACCUAUGAGUCCCUCCUCUCCGAAGCACAGCCGACCGAACUCGCGAGCUUCUUCGACCGGCACGGGUGGUGGCCAUCCGUUUGCCGAGCGGGAGCAGCGCCGGAAGUACCGGGUGGAGAAAAAGCUCCAGGAGAUGCAGCAGAUGGACAUAACCGAGCGGGAGAAGGAACUGCUGCGGGACGAUGUGUACUAUGAUAUCCUGGAGUUUGCCGAGAGCUACUACAACACGCACGAACGGUCACCCGAGGGUACGAUCAUGGCUACACUGACCAGGAAGGGCCGUAAAUCGGUCGAUAUGGUACCGAAGUACGAGAUGAUAACGUAUUACAGAGGGAAUACGAUACCGUCCUCGCACAUUCACAUGUACGACCCGGAAAAUGUGACCAUUGCGUGCAAUGUUUUCAGGGAUCUGUGCAAAUACAUUCGCGGGGAGUUGAACACCGAGCGCGAGUUGCAGGUCAUUCAAUUCAUCAUCGGACAAGGAAUCGAACGGGAGGAGUUGCGCGAUGAAAUCUUCGUCCAGUGUAUGCGUCAGUCUACCAACAAUCCGAGUGUCGAGUGGACCGACCGGGUGUGGCUGCUGCUCUGUCUCACCAUCGUUGCGUUCCAACCGAGCAAGCUUCUCUUUCGGUAUUUUGUGAGUUUCCUCAAGAAGAACCUCGAAUCGCUGGAGGGUAAACUGCGGCAGUACGUACAGUGGUGCUUGGAUAACUGCAAAAACACAAAGGUUAGAUGUCGCCAGUAUCCGCCUUCCAGUGUGGAAAUUGCGGCAAUGCGUCGAUUGGGGACGAUCGUUUGUAGGUUCUUCUUCCUGGAUGGACGCACCAAGGCGAUUGACGUUCAUCCGACCGACACAGCCAGUGAUGCCGUAGCGAAGCUGGCCGAGAAACUGGGUCUCUGUAACGUGGAGGGGUGGGCCAUUUACCAAUCCAGACCGGACGGGGAGGAGCACGUCAAAUCGCACGAUUAUCUCUACGACAUCAUCGCUGCCUGGGAAGCCAAGCAAACCAAAAUACACGCCGGAAGUUCGACGCUACGGAAGAACGCCACCACUCUGGGCUCUGGAGAGAAUCGGUUCGUCUUCAAGAAGCGUCUGUUCAAGAGCACCCGAGAACUCUCGCAGGAUCCGGUCGAGGUUAACAUGCUGUACGCGCAAGCCGUGUACAGCGUGGUGAAGUGCGAUGACUUCCCGGUAUCGGAGAAGGUGGCCCUGCAGUUGGCAGGUCUCCAAGCUCAAGUCGCCCUGGGAGAUCCCUCCAAUCAGCCCAAACCGGAGUACUACUCGGACGUGGCCAGCUACAUGCCGGAGCGCAUUUCGAAAACGCGCGAGGAACAAUUCUGGGUGCCGAUAUUGGCCCAAGCCCACCGACAGUACGGCUCCGGUCGAACAGAACUAACCGCUAAGGUCUUGUAUCUUUCCUGUGUGAUGCAGUAUCCGCUGUACGGUACGACUAUGUUUGCUGUAUCGUAUCGGGGCUAUUGGAGCUACGGAAAUAGCUUGAUCCUCGGCGUCAACUGCGAGGGUAUCAUUCUGAUCAAACCGGACGAUAAGUUCGUGCUGUACGAGUUUCGCUACAGCGAUAUCGAGUCGAUCAUGCUAGAUCCGAGCGAUAGCUUUAUUACGAUCAGCCUGAACCGCCAUACAAGCACUACGGCCACUAGCGAUCAGCAGCGGUGCUUCGUGUUCGAAACGUCGCAGAAGAACGAGAUCGGCUCGCUGAUCGUAUCCUACUUCCCGGCGCUCUCGAACUGGAUCACCGAAAAUGAGGUCCCUGCGAAGAAAAGCAAGGGUAUCACGAACGAAGAUCGCGUUAGGCUGCAUCAUAAUGUGGUUGUAUGCCGGCGGCACCUGGUGGAUGCGGAGAUCCUACGAAAGCCGCAAGAUCCUAGCGGUGGCUUUUUGCGUAAUACUUUGCGAAGGUUAUCCAAGCAUCGGCUGGAGAAGCUGAGGGCCGAACAUGGUAGCUCGGUGCACGACCACGGCGAGACGUACAAGGGCUUCCCGCAUGCGUACUGGGCGUUCAGCAGGCAGCCACUGCCCCAGAGCUUGAGCAAGAUACCGGAUCAGGAGGAGCAGGCCAUGAUCCAGGUGUUCAAUUCCAUUCUUACCUACGCAGGGCUUGGGCAGAAUGGUGAAACCGUUCAGCGCGCCGAAGACGAACACAUAACCUUGAUCCAAUCGAUCAUGGAUCGCUGUAUGCGUAAGGAAUCACUGCUGAACGAGCUGUACUUGCAGCUGAUCAAGCAAACUACGGACCAUCCGGACCCGAAUUCCCGCGUUAACCUUCGUCAUUGGGCUCUACUAUCGCUAGCAUGUAGUGUUAUUCUUCCCCCGCAGAAAGUAGUUAGGAAAUAUUUGAUAGGUCAUUUAAAACGGUGCGCCAGUGAUUUCAUCACCGAGGAGGGCAAAUAUGCGCGCUUUGCCGAGAAGUGUUUCUUCAAGACGCAGGGCACACGUCGCAGACAGUGGCCUCCGAGCAGGGAGGAGAUCGUGUGUACGAUCAACAGGCGACCGAUCUACGCCCGGUUUCACUUCAUGGACGCCCAGUACCACUCGGUUGAGUUCCAUCCCAGUUCGACUUCGCGGGAAGUUAUGGAGAUCGUGAAGAAGAAAAUUGGACUGCAGGAGAACGCACAAGGCUAUGCCAUAUACGAGGUGCUAGGUACUUCCGAACGUAGUUUGCUUCCCGACGAGAAGGUUGCCGACGUGAUGUCCAAGUGGGAAAAGUAUCGCACAGCGGCUGCCCAAGCUGUGCAACAAAAUCAAAGCUCGAAUCUGGCGCCGGCCUGCCGACGGCAGCAUCAUCUGUUCCUGUUCAAGAAGCAUCUGUUUUGCGAUCAGUACAUGAAUCUGGACGAUCCGGUUGAGAAGGAACUGCUGUACCAUCAGGUACUGCAUGGGUUGCGGACCGAGCGGUUCCCCAUCUCGGAAAUGGAGGCGAUUAUGCUCACUGCACUUCAGGGUCAGCUCGAGCUGGGCGACUGCACGGAGGUGGUCCAGGACUACCGCUCGAUCGCAGCCCACUGUCUACCGCCACGCUUCGUUCCGAACAUCCCCCACGAGGGGGUGGCCAUGCAUCAUCAAAGCUUGCGAGGAAUGACCUCGGCCGAAGCGAAGAAGUCCUUCCUCAAUCUGAUUCAAAGCUGGCCCCUGCACAAGGCGACCAUCUUUGAUGUGAUGCAAUCGUUCACGUCCAACUGGCCGCGGAUAUUGUGGCUGGCGGUGGACCAGAAGGGGCUGCAUCUGCUGGAGCACCGGUCGCGGAACACCUUGUGCACGUACGACUACCAGUCGAUACUGUCGUUCUCGCCGAACAUGAACUGCCUGAUGAUCAUCACCGGCUCGGACAAGAAGCAGUCGAAGGUGAUACUGACGACGGCGCAGGCAUUCCAAAUAGCGAAUUUGAUUAGGGAAUACACCGAAGUUCUCCAGUCACAGCAGACGACUGACGAUUCGCAGAAGGAGAACACCGCCGUCAACAACAUCCCCACUGUUCCACAGGUCCCUCCCCACAAUCAACCUCUCCCACCGCCGCAUCAAAAUUUAUCGUCGGUCCAGCAGCAGCAGCAACAGCAAGCCGUUGUCCUUCGGAAGGAAGGCCAGCGACCUCCGUCGAUGUUGCUACGGCAGUCCAGUGCCGCCCUGGUUGCACCCCAGCCAAGUUAAGAGCUAAGUUGGAGUGUUAUAUUCACGAGAGAGACUGACACACACACACAUUCAAAGGACACCUAUGAGGUUUGAGAAUCGAUAAGGAUGUAUCAAGAUAUUAAUGCAAAAGUAUAUAUAUAUAUAUAUAUAUAUAUAUAUAUAUAUAUAUAUAUAUAUAUAUAUAUAUAUAUAUAUAUAUAUAUAUAUAUAUAUAUAUAGAUCUCAACCAAGGCGCAUGAGAAUCAAAAUUUGCGAUCUCUCGUGGCAAAUACUAUGAAAACUUAUAAAUCAAAUUACAAUUUGGUAGUUGGGAGGAAAUAUGAAGAGAGAGAGAGAGCGACCUAUUUAUGAUUUUUGUUGCGUCGUUAGAGUUAAAAUUUUUAAUCGAACACAGAACAAUAUUAUAUAGUCUAAUUGCAAAAUUUGUCAAUCGAGUCUCUUCCGUUACCUGAGUAGCGAGCAAAGCACACAAACCAAAUCUGCGCUUACCGAUGUUCGACGCUUUGAUGAUCUCAUUUAGCGAAGAUUAAUGUGGAAACGUACAUUUGCUCACACAACCCAUAUUAGAACAGAAGCCUGGUAGUAUUGUACACAAAGUACCUAACGCUUCGCUUGUUAUGUAACAAUAGAUUUAAAAUUGUCAUAUCCCUCUUAUCGAAAGCCUAGAUAGUUAUCGGAAACGCCUUCCAAUUCUGAACUCUCUUUCUUUUGAGCACCACUUUAAUAUAUUUUAAACCGUGUUUUGUUUAACAAAUUUUCAACAAUUCUAUGCACUCAUACUGUUUCACGAAUUGUUUGGGACUCAGGCCAUUACGCGUAAAAUGUAGUAUACUUUAUUCCUUUUGAGAGAGCGAGAGAGUUGAUCUCUCUUCAAAUUCUAUAUUUUAACUAAUUUUAUUCCGAAUUGAGGUGACCAAAAGUGUCUGAUAUGCUGUGUUAUGGCGUCUAUCAAAACUUUACUGCCGCUUUUCGAAACACGCAGAAUUUUAGCGAGAUUUUGUACUUCCAUAGUUUGUUUCCUGGCGUCAUAUUUGUACACUUUCAUACAAACACGAAUAACUUAUUUGUAAGUAUUUAUUUAUUACGAAAAUAGUUUUACUGCAUCGGCCAUAAUAGGUUUUCUCGUCUUUUUAACAAAAAAACCUAACCCAAAAUUGUAGUUGUAGCGAUACUGAAUACUUAUAUAGACAUUUUUAACUUUAUGAAAAUCAAAUUUUAAGGGUGGGGUCAGCUUAGCUCACUUUCGGCCGAAAUGUGCGGUUGACACUUCCAUAAAAAAGAAAUCAUUAACAAGGUUGAGAAUAGUUAUUGAAUAGUUAAGUAAUCAAAUGUUAAUACCGGAGCAUGUAAUGAAAUCAAUACGAAAGCCUAAUCCAACAACAAAUACAGUAAAUAACAUAUUCGAACCGUGAAAAAAAAAUGAUAGACUCAAGUCCCCCUUCACAAUACUCCUCUCAAAUAUCCAAUAUUCCGUAAUUUAUUAACAAAACAAUAUACCAAUAAACUAGUCAAACAAACUGACAGUUAAAAAAAUCUAGUGAAUUGCUACCAAAUGAUGCUAAUCUAGCCUUGUUCCCUUGCUCAUGAAGCAGUGAAAAAAAUGGAAAUCUCUCCCUCAAAAAAAAAAAAAAAAACAAAAAAAAACAAAUGUUAUAUUUGUCUGCCAAUUGUAAUCGCUCAUAGUAAAUAAUCGAAUCGGAACAGAAACAAAUCAUAUUACACACAGACACUCACUACUCUCUAACCCAAUCAAGUAAGCCAAAAAUAAACUACACUUAGCGAACGCGCACUGUAGAAGCUAGGGGCAAUUGGACAGCAAUCCGUUUGAGCGAAAGAGAGAGGAAGCAGCGGAGCGGGAGAGUAUAUGUAUAAUGUAACUUUAUCUAGAUGAAACGCCUGAAAACUUGUGAAAAGUGGAUUCAGAAAACACACACACACAUGCGGAAAGCGAAGCGACAUCUUCUGCUCCUAAUGUGAUUGAAUACUGCAAAGAAGUAAACCAUAGUUUAAUGAAUAUUUGCGAA